AUGGUAACCUACCCAUCAAUCCGAUGCAUCUUCUUUGUGGCUCUCUUCAGUAUUUUCACCUUUAAUGUUUUGAUUUCAAGUGCUGCUUCAAGUCAUGGAGAAGUUGAGGAUGAACACGAGUUUAACUACAAAGAGAACGAUGAGAAGGGGCCAGAGAGGUGGGGAGAACUCAAACCGGAAUGGGAAAUGUGUGGAAAAGGAGAGAUGCAAUCUCCCAUUGAUCUUAUGAACGAGAGAGUUAACAUCGUUUCUCAUCUUGGAAGGCUUAAUCGAGACUAUGAACCUUCCAAUGCCACUCUUAAGAACAGAGGCCAUGACAUUAUGAUAAAAUUUGAAGAUGGAGCAGGAAAUAUUAAGAUCAAUGGCUUUGAAUAUGAACUCCAACAGCUUCACUGGCACUCUCCGUCAGAGCAUACAAUCAAUGGAAGAAGGUUAGCACUUGAGCUGCAUAUGGUUCACGAAGGCAAGAAUGGGAGAAUGGCUGUUGUGACAGUGUUGUACAAGAUUGGAAGAGCAGAUACUUUUAUCAGAUCGUUGGAGAAUGAACUAGAGGGCAUAGCUGAAAUGGAAGAGGCAGAGAAAAAUGUAGGGAUGAUAGAUCCCACCAAAAUCAAGAUCGGAAGCAGGAAAUAUUACAGAUACACCGGUUCACUUACCACUCCUCCUUGCACUCAGAACAUUACUUGGACCGUCGUUAGAAAGAUUAGGACUGUGACAAGAAAACAAGUGAAGCUUCUCCGCGUGGCUGUGCAUGAUGAUUCAAAUUCGAAUGCGAGACCUGUUCAACCAACCAACAAGCGCACGGUGCACAUGUACAGACCGAGAGUUUGAUAUGAUGAU
Molecule: messenger RNA, 840 nt
Organism: Capsella rubella
Lineage: Eukaryota; Viridiplantae; Streptophyta; Magnoliopsida; Brassicales; Brassicaceae
Product: alpha carbonic anhydrase 7
Exons: 7
Coding region: 1-831 (276 amino acids)
Molecular function (GO): zinc ion binding; carbonate dehydratase activity
Source: RefSeq, a predicted model, not a curated record